This is a messenger RNA of Aspergillus affinis, 960 nucleotides long. RefSeq names its product aminotransferase class IV. Gene Ontology annotation, molecular function: catalytic activity. NCBI's taxonomy places the organism in Eukaryota, Fungi, Ascomycota, Eurotiomycetes, Eurotiales, Aspergillaceae. Gene Ontology annotation, biological process: carboxylic acid metabolic process. The record is from RefSeq and is a predicted model, not a curated record. Bases 1 to 960 code for a protein of 319 amino acids. The transcript has a single exon.
AUGUCUACGAUGGACCAGAUCUUCUCUGGAUAUUACAAACGCGUCGAAACCCUCAAUUCCAGCAAAAGCCCCUUCGCCAACGGAGUUGUCUGGGUGGACGGUGACCUAGUUCCCCUUCACGAGGCCCGCAUCCCCAUCACCGACCAAGGCUUCAUGCACAGCGACUUAACCUACGACGUGCCGUCCGUCUGGGACGGCCGGUUCUUCCGUCUCGACGAUCAUCUUAACAGACUGGAAGCGUCGUGCGCGAAGAUCCGUCUUCGGUUCCCCAUUCCGCGAGACCAGGUAAAGAACACGCUGGUGGAGAUGGUCGCCAAGAGUGGGAUUCGCGAUGCCUUCGUCGAACUGAUCGUGACUCGUGGGUUGGUCCCCGUUCACGAGGGCAAUCCUGACAGUAUGAGAAACAAUCUAUAUCUGAUCGUACAGCCAUAUGUCUGGGCCAUGGAUCCUGAAACCCAGAAGACGGGUGGAAGCUCGAUCAUCGCGAGGACAGUCCGCCGUGUGCCGCCGGGUGCAAUCGAUCCGACCGUCAAGAAUCUGCAGUGGGGUGAUUUGGUCCGAGGAAUGUUUGAAGCGAGGGAUCGCGGCUCACAGUAUCCAUUCCUCACGGACGGGGAUACCAACCUUACCGAAGGGUCCGGGUUCAAUGUCGUGCUGGUGAAAGAUGGAGCGAUCAUUACUCCCGACAGGGGUGUCUUGGAAGGAGUUACGCGCAAGAGUGUCUUUGAUGUUGCCAAGUCGAAGGGCAUUGAGGUGCGCGUGGAAAUUGUGCCGAUCGAGACGGCGUACCAGAGUGAUGAGAUCUUUAUGAGCACUACGGCAGGUGGCAUUAUGCCGAUUACGGAGUUGGAUGGGAAGCCAGUUGGAAAUGGCAAUGUCGGGCCGAUUACGAGGGCAAUCUGGGAUGAGUACUGGGCUAUCCAUUAUGACCCAGCUUACAGUUUUGAGGUCAAGUACUGA